This is a messenger RNA of Phasianus colchicus (ring-necked pheasant), 1823 nucleotides long. RefSeq names its product ankyrin repeat and SOCS box containing 18 (gene ASB18). Gene Ontology annotation, molecular function: protein binding. NCBI's taxonomy places the organism in Eukaryota, Metazoa, Chordata, Aves, Galliformes, Phasianidae. Gene Ontology annotation, cellular component: cytoplasm. Gene Ontology annotation, biological process: intracellular signal transduction. The record is from RefSeq and is a predicted model, not a curated record.
AUGGGGCUGAGCAGCGCCGGCAAUAUAAAUGUGGUGACGUGUGCCCAGCAGGCUGUCCCCACGUCGGGAGCACCCAGCCCUGCAGCAGGAGCUGGGGAUGCCCAUGCCAGCCUCACAGGGACCCGUAGAGCCCAGCCUGGCACAGCCAGCCUUGCACAACCAGCCUCCUGAGAGAAGUACUACCAAGCCCUGGUCACAGGGAACCUGAGGAGCCUGCAGGUGCUGACAGACAGAUACUAUGAAGAUGUCAACCUGGUUUUUGAGAUCAGUAAAAAUGAGAUGGAGUGGCGGGUGAAAAGCCAAGCAUUUUAUGGACUCUCAGGGCUGUGGUCGCUGGAAUACAAGCAGGAGCUGAGCACACCGCUGUGCAUCGCCGCCAGCAGGGGCCACACCGCCUGCCUGCGGCACCUCCUGCGUCGUCAAGCUGACCCCGAUCUGGCACCGGGGGGCUGGGCCCCUCUGCAUGAAGCCUGCCGUGGGGGGCACGCUGCCUGUGUCGAGCUACUGUUGGAGCACCAGGCUGAUCCCAACCUCCGGAGCGACGAGGGGCUGGCCCCGCUGCAUCUCUGCACCACCCGCAACUCGCUGCGAUGCGCCGAGCUGCUGCUGAAACAUGGAGCCACCAUUGACCUGCCCAGCGAGGACAGCGGGGAGACAGCACUGCACGUGGCAGCCAAGCACGGCCUCUAUGACCAUGCCCACCUCUAUCUGAGGCACGGGGCAGACGUGGAUGCCCGCAGCACCAAGGGUGAGACAGCUUUGGGCUUAGUCUGCAGGCAGGACCCAGAUGUUGCUGAGGAUGCCCUGCAGCUUUGCAGGCUGCUCGUUGUGCAUGGAGCCAAGCUGGAAGCACGCGACGAGCUGCAGAGGAGCCCUCUGCACGAAGCCUGUGGGGCAGCCAACAACGUGCUGGUGAGGUUCCUGCUGAGACGUGGGGCAGAUGUCAAUGCCAUUGACUACAACGGCAUCUCCCCACUGGGCUGUGUGCUGCAGGCGGCUGCCUUCAAGCAGGAGCUGAGGCCUCACCUGGUCGUGCAGCUGCUGCUCAACUACGGAUCCCAAAAAAUAUGGCCCCACGCCUUUGCCAAGGUGCUGAGAUCCUGUGCAGCUGUGCCAGAGAUCAUUGAAAUCCUCAUCAACUCCUACUCACAAAUUCCCAUCUCUGAGAAGUGGGUGGAGGCUGUGCCAGAAGAGGUCCUGCAGCAGCACCAGCCAUUCUAUGAGUCCUUGUUCCGCCUGGCAGGCACAGUCCGGUCCCUACAGCACCUGUGCCGUUCCACCAUUCGGAAGAAAUUUGGCAGCCGGUGCCACUGCCUCAUCCCAUCACUGCCCGUGCCCAAACCACUGCUGGAUUACCUGCUGCUGGAACCUGAGGGUGUCCUGCUCUGAAUGCACAGCCAUCCUCUGCAUCUUCCCUGUGGCAGCAUCCAUUGCUGCUGGCCAAGCAGAGGAGCCACCGUCGUCGUCGUGACAGAUCGCUGCUUUUCUGGGACUUCUAACACAACCAAAAUGUGCUUUCAGCUGUAAUUUGGUAUCGAUUCGUUUGUUCCUUUCUUUUCUAAUUGUGCUUUCUGUGGAUUAUAAGGAGUAAUAAAAUGAGGAGUGGCUGCUACAGGCGUGCUGCAGGUGUGGGUGACAUUCAGGAUCAAGGAGCUCACAAGGAUUCUCACCCACUGCCCUGGCUGCGGUGCCACCUCCUGUGCCCAUUCUGCCUGUCGUUGUCACCAGGCACAGAGGAUGGUGGGUGUGCAGCCCUUUGGGCUUUGCCUGUGGUGCCUUGGCACAAAGCAGCAGGGAGCAUUUGGAUCCCCAUAUGAUUGACU